UUUUUUUUACUCUUAUCUCUCCAAUAUGAAACUUAGUCUUAUCGCCAGUGCUUUGUUAGUUGCUUCUGUAGCCAAUGCAAAGCCUCUUUCUUAUCAAGAUCCUAAUAAUAACUUAGCUCCUUUGUAUAUCUCACCAGAAACAGAAACUAUUGCCAAUUCUUACAUUGUUGUCCUUAAAGACUCUCUUCAAUCUCAUGAAAUCAAAGAACAUGCUGCUUGGAUCAAUACCUUGACUGAAUCUAGCAGAGCCAAAAUGCAAGCUUAUGACUUCUUGGAUCCUCAUGCUACUGUGGCUGGUAUCAAGCAUGUCUAUGAUACACCUAAUCUAAAGGGUUACGCAGGCAAAUUUGAUGAACAAGUCUUGGAGGCUAUUCGUCAAUCAGACGAUGUUGCCUUCGUUGAACACGACUCUGUGGUCUAUGCCAAUGAAUUACAACGUAAUGCUCCUUGGGGUUUGGCUCGUAUCUCUCAUCGUAACCCGCUCACAUUUAAGAACUACCAACAAUACGAAUUCAAUCCUGAAGGCGGUAAAGGUGUUAAGGUCUAUGUGAUUGAUACUGGUAUUAAUGUGGAUCAUAUUGAUUUUGAGAAUCGUGCUGCCUGGGGUCACACUGUCCCUUCAAACGAUGUGGAUGAAGAUGGAAAUGGUCACGGUAGUCAUUGUGCUGGUACCAUUGCUGGUAAACGAUAUGGUGUUGCAAAGAAAGCUCAACCUGUUGCUGUUAAGGUUUUGAGAAGCAGUGGUAGUGGUACAAUGAGUGAUGUUGUGCGUGGUGUUGACUGGGCUACUACUGAACAUCUCAAGGAAGCUGCUGCGGCCAAGAAGAACAACACAAAGUAUAAGGGUGCUGUUGCCAACAUGAGUUUGGGUGGUGGUAAAUCUCCCUCUUUGGAUCUCGCUGUAAAUGGUGCUGUUGAUUCAGGUGUCGUCUUUGCUGUAGCUGCUGGUAACGAUAACCGUGAUGCCUGUAACUAUAGUCCUGCUGCUGCUGAAAAGGCCAUUACUGUUGGUGCUUCUACUCUUGCUGAUGAACGUGCUUACUUCUCAAACUACGGUGAAUGCGUAGAUGUCUUUGCUCCAGGUCUUAAUAUCUUAUCUGUCUGGAAAGGUAGCCGAUAUGCUACCAACACUAUCUCUGGUACAUCUAUGGCAUCACCUCAUAUUGCUGGUCUUGCUGCUUAUUUGUUAAGUUUAGAAGAAGGUGAAGUGACACCCAAGGAAAUCAAGGACAAAAUCCUUCGUCUGGCUACUAAGGGCGCUCUUGAAAGUCUUCCUAAAGACACUCCCAACUUGCUUGCUUACAAUGGUAUUAGUGAGAAGGACUUCAAGGAAGUGUUAUCAGAUGCUGUUGACAGUGUUGAUGGCGUCUUGAAGGAAUUCUUUGGUGAUAUCUAAAUAUCAUUAUGUAUUAUGUUGUAUAUCUUUGUCUCAUUCUUUUCUCUUCUUCUAUCAUUUAUGAUAUUGUACCAUUUCGUUUAUCAUUUUAUUCAGACACAAUACGAUUAUUGAUCAUACACGCAACACUAUGAUAUGCUUUUCUUUUUUUUUUUUUAUAAAUCACUGUACAAUUCUUUCUUGCAAUAAUAAACUAGUUUAAAAAAUA
Gilbertella persicaria is the source of this 1604-nucleotide messenger RNA. RefSeq names its product serine protease 1. Lineage: Eukaryota; Fungi; Mucoromycota; Mucoromycetes; Mucorales; Choanephoraceae. Gene Ontology annotation, molecular function: serine-type endopeptidase activity. Bases 26 to 1396 code for a protein of 456 amino acids. The record is from RefSeq and is a predicted model, not a curated record. Gene Ontology annotation, biological process: proteolysis. The transcript has a single exon.